Molecule: messenger RNA, 3870 nt
Organism: Tetrahymena thermophila SB210
Lineage: Eukaryota; Ciliophora; Oligohymenophorea; Hymenostomatida; Tetrahymenidae
Exons: 1
Source: RefSeq, a predicted model, not a curated record
AUGAUAUUUUACUUAGAAGACAAUAAGAAAUGGAGCCAGUUGAUGCAUUUUUUUAAGACUUGUAUUAGUGGAAAUUCUAAUAUUUGCUUUAUGUGGAAUAAUAUUCAUGGAUGGCUUCUUAUGUAAAAUAGUGAAUAUUUAAAUAACUUAGACUCAGAUCAUUUAGUGCUUCUUUCCUAUUUUAGAAUGAACUACUUUAGUUCUUUUAUAAAUAAUAGAGACUUAGGGAUAGAAAAUGCAACUUUUGAAAUGGAUAUAACAAGAAUUUAUUAAAGUUUAAAGUCGAUAAGAAAAUCUACAAAAAAAGUUAUGUUUAGCCUUUAGAAAAAAGAUAACUAUUCAAAUGAUUUAUGUGUAUAGUUUGUUAUGAAAAUAUACGAUGAAGAUGGAAUAUUAGAAAUUAAAAGAGAUGUGUAUUUAAACCCUAAUUUAAACUAGCAUUUAUACUUUAAUCACAUGAGAAACCUAAGUUAAGAAAAUAUAUUAUAUUUAGAAAUUAAUUAGAAUUAUCUAAAAAGUGUAAAAGAAUUUAAAAAUUCUAUCCUGUAGCUUAAAUUUUAUGAAGAGCACAUUCACGUUGAGGCUUUAAAUGGAGAAUAGGAUCUAGUUUUAUAAAUUAAUAGAAAUAUAUGCAAUAACUAUAAUUUUUCUCGCAUAUUAUCUUAAUUUGAUAAUAAAAAUCGUCUUUUGAUACCACCCAAUUUUUUAAUUUCUCAAAUAUAUUUAGCAAAUAAAUUCAAUCAAACAAUUUAAUUACAAUUUGGUGAUGAGAUGGUUGGAGGAAGAGUAAUUGUUUAUCUGAGGAUUAAAAAUGAGUCCUUUGAAAUUAUAUCUGCGUUUUCUACGGUUUUCGAUAUUGAUAACUAAACCUAAGAUGACACUUCACCUUUUAAUCAAAAUCCUUAAUAAUAAUAAUAACUACAAUAUGACGAUAUUUAACCUAAUAUUAAUAAUAAUUAAUAAAAUAUUUUCAAUGUAAAUUAUAAUGGAAUCAAUCAUGCAGAGUAGGGAGAUUUAAAUAAUAAUUCAAACUAAUAGUUUUUUGAUUAAGCAUAGUAGUCGAAUUCAGUUUAAAUUGAAGGAGAUAAAUUUUAACAAAAUUAAAAUCAACAAAGUAAAAUAAACUAAUAACAAGAAAAAGAUAACAAAUAAUUAUCCAAAUAGAACCAAAGAUCGAAUAUUAACGAUGGCAAGAUGAUCGAUGAAUAACAAGAAAUAGUUUAAGGAUUUGAAAAAAAAAAUAAUAGAAAAAUGGAUGUUGAAAAAGUAGGAGGUCAAUAAUAAGAUGGUCGAAGUAAAAUUAACAAAUAGAAUAAAAAUAUCUUAAAUAGUAAUUAGUUCAUGGAAGUAGAGCAAGAUAUAGAAAAUAUUAAUAUCAGAAAACUACGUAAAGGUAAUUUAAUUGAAAUGGAGGAUAAUUACCAAUAAGUUGAAGAUAGUGAUUAUGAAGGAAAUAAUCAUCAAGAAGAUGAGGAAGAUUCUUAAAAUUAUUAAUAAAGUGAAGAUGAAAAUAAUAAAAAUGGUAAAUUCUCAAAAAGUGGUGGAAGCAAAAAGAGAGGGAGUGUUGUUUUAAAUCAUUUAUAAGACGAGUUUUCUUCUAUAGAGCUUGUUUAGGAUCCAAAUUAAAAUAAAUCUGUUUUUUCAAGUAGCAUGGCAAUAGAUUCAAGGAAAUUAACAGCACAAUAAAAUAACCAUGCUAAUUAAAUAAAUAAUUAAUAAAAAGAAAACAUAUAAAAGCAAAAAAUUAGGUAGAAUAAUAUUUUAUUCACAGAUAAUGAACUUACUGAUUACAAUUAAACUCAGCCAUAAUAAAAAUAUAACUUAAAAGAAAGAAAUUAAUUCUUAACAGAGCAAAAACAUUUACAACAAUAAUAAAAAAAUUAUAAAAACGGAAACCAUAUCCAAAAGAAUAAUAAAUUAGGUGAUUUGUAAAGCAACAAUAGUGAAUUUGAAGAAAGAUAAAUGUAUAUUGAUUAAGCAAAAAAUAAGAAUACUCAUAGAGAAUAAGCUGAAGUAGAUUUAGAAGCUUUUAAUUCAUAAAUUGUAUUUCCAGUCCAUCACGAGGAUAUGGAAAAUGAAGAAAGUUAUUCAAAUGAAAUGAUGGGAGAAUAUCCUAAGAAGCACCAAAAAAUAAGUCUAAUAGAAAAAAGAAAUUUUGAAAGAUAUUAAGAGGCACAAUAAUUAGCUCAGAUUAAUGAAGAGAACAUAAAAAAUAUAACACAAAAGAGUACAUUAAAAGCUUUGAAUGAAAUGUAAAAAAGGUUGCUAAUAAAUAAUAAAAGAACAGUUUAAGAUAUGCUAUAGUAUUAACCAGAAACAUCUAAAAUUAAUUAGAAUAUUUAGCAAAUAAAAGAAGUGAUUUCUAAGGAUUAGCUAAAAAAUAAACUAUUUAAUAAAGACGAAAGAAGCAAUUCCCCUUAAAAUGGAAAUAAGAAUCAACACUAAUUCGCUAAACCUGCUCCUAAGUAAGGAAAAAAUUUAUUUGAUUAAGUAAAUAAAAGAAAUUAAGAUGUUAAUAAUUAUUUUGAUUCUAAUUAUGUUUCUAAUCAACCAUAAAGUAAUGACUCUGAAAUUUUACAAAAUAGUUCUCAUUCAAUUGCAGUUAAAAGUAAAUUGCUUUAAAGAAAUUAAGAAAAUUUGGAUUAAAUUAGGAAGGAAAAGCUCUAAAAAAAGAGAAAUAAAAAUCUUAAAUAAGACCUUCAAGACAAUUUGACUUAGUCUUAAAUAGAAGAGAGACAAAAUUAUCAGGGUUUCCUACAAACUCCAUAACUAAAAAAUUAAAAGUAAAAUUUAUAGUCUUCUAUGAUGAGUUAACUCCAUUCCAGUUAAAAAAUAAUUCAAAUUUCUAAUGAAACUUCAGAGUCUUAAUAGGUCAUAGAUAAAUAAAAUAAAUUUAUAUAAAUGAUGAACUAAUAAAACAAGCAAAUAUAAAAGGAUUAAAAUAUGGUUAAUAAACUUAAGCAAAAUGGUUAUUAUAAUGGAAAUCAUAUAGACUCUAACGAUUCUCAGGUAAUUGAUUAGUAAGCUAUUUUGAAAAAAUAGUAGCAUGGUUAACCAACUUCUUUAUUACUGAAAGAAAAAGGAAUAUUAAACCAUUAAACAGCUUAAAACAAUAAAGAAAGCAACAGAGAAAACAUAAGCAGUGCAUUAAACAGCUACAAUAACCCCUUGUAAACAAAUUAUCAUUCACUUAACACUAUAUAAACUAAUUAGUCAAAAGAUUUAUUUGGAACUUAAAUAAAUAACCACAAUCAUCCUAAUUAUAAUACAAGUUAAGCAUUUAAUUCUGCAAUUUAAAGAGAUAAGUUUGAAUAGUAUUAACAAGUUCAAAAUAGAGAAAGGAAAAUAGCUGGCAUAAACUCUAUAUAAGAAAGCGAAAUCUAAAAGGCAAAUAUUUAAGAAAAGAAAAGUAUUACACAAUUUGAUAAUCAAAGUAUGAUGGCUUCUAGUAAUAGAAUGAAUGGAAGUUCAUCAUUCAAAACAUGUUUAGAAAAAAUUCAAACUUAUACAUUUUAAGAGCCUUUGCCUAGGUCUAGCAAGUAGAUUAUGUAAAGUAGCAACAACUAGCAACCAUCAAAUAUAAGAUAAGGCUAAGCAGAAUCACUAUUAAAUAAUUAGCUUAGAGAUAAUUCUUUUGAUAAUUUUCUCAAAUAAAAUAAAAAAAUUGAUGAAUUUUCAGUUUUUUCUGUAAGGAAAGGGCCAAAGCCUUCAUCCAUAUAGUAAGAAAAUGAAAAUUUAGAGAAGAGCGGGUUUGAAUUUCAUCCAUAAUAAAAAUACUAAAAAAUAUUACCUAAAUAAGAAGCAUUUACAUCAGAAUCUGAAGUAAGCUAAAAAAUAACAAAAUCUAAAUUUAUUAAGAAAUUAAUUUGA